AUAUUCCAGAAGUUAUUUGUCACGGCUUUCCAAGGCCCCAAAAAUAAGCUGCUUGGUCUCUUGCAAAGGAAAAGGGGGGUUGAGUCGAGCGCUAGGCUCAGUUUUGGUUGUGACAGGCUGUCAUGUCGACUUGCAUGCUGCUCCUGUUGCUGUUACUCUCUUGGGUGCGCUGUAGUAUCAGUGACUCCCCCCACCACCAGCUGUGUGAAUAUCCCCUCUGAAUGGACCCGGCAGUCACCUGCCUGUCAUUUGCACUUGGACUCUGCACGAUCCAGACCUAAUGUAUGGAGCUUUGAGUGAACAAAUCUGAACAGAGAAGAAGUUUCCUUAUGUAUUUGGAAAACUCUGAGAAGAGAAACGUCUCUGAGGAAGAGGAGUCUUCAACAGAAGCGAUGAUAGGUGAACAAUGCCAGGUUUCUAAAAUAACAGAAGCUGAAGAUUUGAGCAGCCCUUCUAGGGACAGUGAACUGAACAUGAAGGUGUGUGUAGACUAUACCGAGCAGAAUGAUAACAGCACAGACUCUUUCUCUGAUUGCAACAUGAAAGAUGAGCUUGAGAACUUCACAUUUUGCAGCGGACUCUCUGAGAGCUUUGAAAGCGAAGAAUCGUUCGAAUCCGACCACACUGCUGAUAAGUGUGACACUUCGGGGUUAAGCCAACCAUUCGAUGAAUGUGCUCAACACUGUGAGUGUUUUAAACCUUGCAAGUCCUCUGGGCACUGCGCUAAUCAUAGCUUAGCUUCUGAAUGUAGCCCUUGCUGUGAACAUUGUGCCGAACACCUUCAGUUAUGUGAGCAAUGCAAGCCCUCUGAUCAGCAGUUUGAGUCUUUUGACUCAGAGCCAGAUCCUUUGGCUUCAAACUGUGAUAGUUUGGAGCAGUUUGAAAUGUCUGAUUUGAUGCCUGAAUGCACUGACGACCUCGAGUUGCUGCAGCAAUAUGAGACUUCUGAUCAGCAGUAUGAGGGCUUUGACUCUGGGCUAGAUGCAUCAAUAGAGGAGUCUGAGCUAUGUGAAUCGACAAACAUCUCUGCCUCUGUGGACUCGCUGGAUUGUAGCACUGACCUUUUUGAGUAUGAGGAAAUUCAAACUGAGAGCAAUGAAGAUAAUACAGAGGAUUUCGAGGAGGGUUAUCCACAGCAACAAGAGGACAGGCAAAUGCAAUCUAUCAAUGAAGAGUAUGCCGUUUAUCUUGAUGACAAUGCAAAUGAAUACAGGGAGGAAAACUCUCAGCUGGACAUCCCUGCAGAUGCAAAUGAAAUAUAUGAAACCGAAGACCCUGAAACAAGCCAAGAGUGCGAUCCGAACGAACAAUGUGAGACUUCAGAGAAGCACAACCCUGGCAAACCCUCAGAGUUGUACAGUGAAGAAGACUGCUCCUCAUAUUGCUCCUCUAUUGAAACCAAAUCCUUUAAUACUUGUCCUGAGUGCAGUAUUCCUUCAGAUCGCUGCUCCGUCUCAUCCGGGGAAUCUGAGAAAGAAACUCAGGAGGAUUCAGGUGAUGAGCAGCUGCAGUGGGAAUCCUUUGAAGAUGACGAAUACGUCGAGCAAAGUGAUGCUAACGAAAGCAGCAAGGUCAAAGAGAAGUCACCCGCUGCAGAUAUUGUCAUUGAGAAUUAUUUUGAUCUGUUUGACAGGGCAGACUAUUAUGGACAAGCUUUUGCACAAAAGCAACGUUACAUCUCCUGCUUUGAUGGAGGAGAUAUCCAUGACCGCUUAUUUUCUGAAGCAAUUCAGUCUGAGGUGCAAAGAUUCGACAGAUAUAAAAAGGACAAUGAAGAAACCCAAGCGCAGGAAACAGAUACAUAUAAUAAUGCUCCUGAGGAAGUGCAAGAGGAAACUUACCAAGAAGAAAGCCUGAUAGAUGAUAACUAUAUGGGGUCUAGUGAGUCAGAGAAACCACCAGAGGAUUGGAUAGUUGAACAGGAAUCAGAAUCAGAGGCCAUUUCUACAUGUGCAGAGGAAAGCGAUGAAGCAGAGGAAGAUGACGAAGCUUCUUCAUCAGAAAGUCGUGCGUCUGAAAACUCCAGUGAAGAAGAAUCUGAAAGGAGUAGUAUGUGUGCUCCAUGUGCAGACGACAUUUCUGUCGACGGUGAUGCUUAUGAAGAUCAAAAUUGUGAAUCUCCUGACCUGUCUACAGAUGAUCAGUCACCGACAGCUGCUGCUACUGAAAGUGACGAGGAAGACAACGACGAGCUUGAGCCAGAGGACAAUGUUUACAUUGACUGUUCAGAGAUGGAGCCAUAUUGGUACCUCAUAGAUCAGGAGGAAAAUGAAGAGUUUUAUGAGCCAGGGGUAGAGGAAUACUACCAGUAUCAGAUGAAAAGCAUUCAGUGGCAAGUUAAUGAAUUAAUCAGUGAAGAAAAAGCAAAAAUAAUGAGUUUAGUGUUCUUCUCUGAAGAGGAGAGAACGACAGAUGAAGAAUCAGAUGAAGACCCUGAAUUCAGAGAGAUUUCAAGAGAGUUAAAGCUUCCUUUAGAUCUGAUUCACAGCGUUAUAAAGAGCGAGGAGAAGGAUGCACACACUCAGCUCAGAAGGACUGAGGAGAACAAGGCCUCCGAGCAAAGCGAGGAUUCAGAAGAGGAGCAGACAGAUGACGAAUCCUCUGAGACUUGUGAAUGCGAGUACUGCAUUCCCCCAACAGAGCAGGUUCCAGCAAAACCGCUGCUCCCACGGAUGAAAUCCAACGAUGCAGGGAAAAUCUGUGUGGUCAUUGAUUUGGAUGAAACACUAGUGCAUAGUUCAUUUAAGCCAGUGAACAACGCUGAUUUUAUCAUUCCAGUGGAAAUCGAUGGAACAGUACACCAGGUGUACGUGUUAAAGAGACCCCAUGUUGACGAGUUCCUCAAGAGGAUGGGGGAAAUGUUCGAGUGUGUUUUGUUCACUGCGAGUUUAUCAAAGUAUGCAGAUCCUGUAUCAGACCUGUUGGACAAAUGGGGGGCUUUCCGAAGCCGUCUCUUCAGGGAGUCAUGUGUUUUCCACAAAGGGAACUACGUAAAAGACCUGAGCCGUUUAGGACGGGACCUCAACAAAGUCAUCAUCAUCGACAACUCGCCGGCCUCCUACAUCUUCCAUCCAGACAAUGCAGUUCCUGUUGCGUCCUGGUUUGACGACAUGUCAGACACUGAGCUCCUCGAUCUUAUCCCCUUCUUUGAGAGACUGAGUAAAGUAGACGACAUCUAUGAUAUUCUCCAGCAGCAGAGGACUUCAAGUUAACAGAGGCGGGACAGUAGGAUGAAUACGAUCACCAGCAGCUGUUGUCACGGGGCCACGGAGGCUGGUGGGCCAACGGCUCCACGCUGCUUCCAACUACAAGGACCACACUGCAAAAAAUGCCUGUCAUUAAGUCUCAUAUUCUAACUGUUUAUCACAUAAGAAGGUAAAAAAGUCAUGUGGGGAGGGUCUGGACUUCAGCAGUAGAAAGAAAGUAACAGGAAGCUGGUGUAACUGGGGAUAUGAGAUUCAAUGACCUCUGUAGAUUUCUUUUGCAGUGCAGCUAGUGUGUUGUUGUCAUAAUGCGACAGCAGUGACCUAUGUGAGUGUGCUGUAAGCCUAGAUUGUGUGAACAGUUAUUCAAUGCCAUUUUACAAAUGAACCACAUCAGUAAUUUUCACGUCAGUAUCAUGUAGCAUUUGUAACAGAAGCUCUAACACAGAGAGACAGUGAAUACUGCCCUUCAUUUAGUUUUCUUUGGCCUUAAAUGGCUGAAUGUGUGAGUAGUAAAUGACAAUCAUUAACACUAGAGACUUUAUUUUUGGAUUAAUAAUUCCUGUAACAUUUUGUGACGCAUUUAACUACAUAAUGAAUAUUUUUGAUCUUCACAAAGCUUUGAACAAAAAUGUGUCUGGAUGGAAUCAGACUCCAGAAACACAACAGAAACCGUCUUUUAGAUUAAAAAGAAACUGGAACAGUAAUCAUAAGAAGUCAUAUUUGAUUGGAUGUUGAUUCUAAUCUAAGAGAAAACAUAUACACUCUAAUCACUAAGCUCCGUAAUACUGGAUUCUAUUUCUUAUGUGUUUUAACCCUUUUAUGCUGUCUUUUAUCCAGUUCAGUCACAAUACAUCAUAACCUUAUUUUUAUAAAUCAACCUCAUAACUGCAUACUGACAUUUCUUUACAGAGAUUUGUUUGACAUAUGAUUGAAUUAGCUCUUCACUGUUCUUUUAUUUCACACGCACAUACCUACUCAUGCAAAAUGUUCAUAUUAUUUUUGUACAUACAGCAAACCUGGUUUUAUUUUGAUUUUCAUGUUAUUUUGAUUAAUUUUAUUUUGAACUUUUGAGUUUUUCGUUGAAUCUGCAACAACAGAGCCAUUUGUCAUAUGUACACUUAACGUGAAGGGGGGAGGCCUGAGCGUCCACAGCAACUUAAAGGGAAAUUUCCAGUCCCUUAAUUUCUUUUUUUCUAAAAACAUGUUUUAGAGUCUUGGUAUUGUUUUUAAUUGCUCCAGUUAACGACUUCAGCCAGCUGCAGGAAUAAGUUCACAAAAAGUUUUUUCCCCUCCAAUACAAUAUCAGUUGAAAUGAAAGCCUUUUUGCAUCUCUACAGAAUAGACCACUACAAAAAAAAAUGACAUUUGAAGUAUUAAAGGUAUUUUUUUAAGCAAAUGGGACAAUGAGUUAGCCCCCAAACUCUUUAAAAACAUCUGUAACAGCUGAGGUUCUUAUUUCAUGAUCCCUAUGGGUACAAAAUGCUUUCUAACAUCUUCUUUUGUUUGAAAAGUAAUUAUUUAUGCAAUUCUUCCCAUAUGAUAUUGGAUAAUUGAUAUCUUUAUUGAUAUCCUAAGCAUCAUAGGAGGAUGUAAAAACAUAAUCUUAGCCCCUUUAUUCUAGUUGAUUUGAUCAAUAAUUUCCCUACAGAAAUCAUAAGAUUGUCUUAAUUUACUAGUCGGUUUUUGAAGCGAAUGUACUGCAGAUAUGUUGUAAAUUACUCAUAAUUAAGCUUAGCAUUAGUUCACGCAGGACAUGGUGUUCAUACGCCCAGCUGUGAUCAGCUGUUAGCCAGCUGAUACCAGUUAUUUCCUCCCAGCUCACACAACUAAUCACAGCUCUUUCUCUUAACACAGUGGAAAAUAUGUAAGAAGUGCUUUUAUAUUCAAAUACACUGUACAUCCUUACUGGACAUACAUAAUUAAGCAGCAACAUCAUGCUCUACAUAACAAAUAUCUGGUGAUAAUUAUUGAUCACAGAAUCUUGUGAGAUUAAUUUCAUUAUCCCUCUUUUGAUUAAAAAAAUUAUUGGACCCUGACAGUAGAAAAAGGCUAUCUUUUUAGGAUUUUUGUUGUGUUCUAUCUUAGUUGACCGUGCUCCAGUUACUAGUUGAUCUUCCUCUGAGUCUCCAAGUUCAAAAAGUGUUUAAGACGAAGUGUCCUACCAGCAUCUCAGAGUUUUUGACUUCUGAGAUCAGAUAAAAAGCAGCAUAUUUUGUCAAACACAUAUGCCCUGUAAUAUCUUGUUGACUCCAUGACAGCCUGUCCUUUGGCUGCAUACUGAAGCAAUCUGCCCAUCGAUCCCUGUCUUCAUUUUGACUGCAAAUUAUUGAAAGAUACGUGGAAUUAAAAAUGCUGGAAUUUCCCUUUAAGUUGCCUGUUCUUUUAUUUGAAAGCGCACUUAUGAUCCAAUCAGUACUGUUUUAAAUUAGUUGCAGAUGUUGGAGUUAAAUGUAAAAGGCUCAUCGGCCCGUUUAUUCAGUUUCAGAGGGGAAACUUGAAGCAGACAUGAGUGUGUGCAUCUCUGUAUGUGUGAGGGUGUGUGCGUGUUUCAGCGUGAUUGUGCCUGCGUGAGUAUUUACAGUUUUAAGAUUUUAACUUCAACAUGUGAAAAGCGUAACCUGUCUUUAAAUAAUGAUUUAACUUUUUUUUACUGUAUGUAAGAAAAGUAUUAACGUUGUGACUCGAGUUUAACUGGUUCAUGUGAGUUUUUAAAAUUGCUGCUGAUUAAUGUUAAAAAAAAGACAACUAGAGAUAUUUUUACCUUGUGUCAAUAAAGCAUGUUUUAUUGAAACAGG
Cheilinus undulatus (humphead wrasse) is the source of this 6001-nucleotide messenger RNA. RefSeq names its product carboxy-terminal domain RNA polymerase II polypeptide A small phosphatase 1-like. Lineage: Eukaryota; Metazoa; Chordata; Actinopteri; Labriformes; Labridae. Gene Ontology annotation, molecular function: RNA polymerase II CTD heptapeptide repeat phosphatase activity. The transcript is spliced from 6 exons. Bases 330 to 3212 code for a protein of 960 amino acids. The record is from RefSeq and is a predicted model, not a curated record.